UCUAUCGACUUACCUCUACCUGAUGACAAUAUAAUUUGCGUAGCUUCGUUGAAUUUCCCAAAUGGACUACCGGAUGUUGGUGAUGCAACAUGCACUGUCAACAUUCAACCGAUGCCUGGAUUCGGCGUUCGUUUACUCUUCGAAGAAUUCUUCAUUGGUCGUGAAGAUUCGUUGACAAUCCAAACGGCUACUGACGAGCAGUCCAUUGACAAUAAUGAUAAUAGUGAUAGUGAUUAUAAUAAAAUAGUAAUUGAAGUUUUCAGUCGACAUGGUAGUGAUACUGAUCCAGAACGAGGCACUGUUGCAUUUUCUCUGUCUCCGGGACCGAUGAGUUUGACAUUCCAGCAAACUAAACCUGAUGUGUUUAUGGCUGAUGUGAAGCAUACAGGCUUUAAAGCGAUCUUGAAACCCUACAAUAUGUCUGCUGAUGAGAAAACCUUAUGUGGUGGGAAACGCCUCAUAAAAGAUACAUACUUUGAAACGUCGUUUGCUUACCCGGAGGAUUACGGUGAGGGUAACAAUUGCAGAUGGGAAUUCGAGGGGGUGAACGCAAAUCUGCGGAUACUUUUUUAUGAUUUCCAAACGGAUGACAAAACGGACUCAUUUGUAAUGAGUGGUGACCCAUUUGUAAUGAGUGGUGGAAGUUCAACGAAUGAAACGCAUAACACAACAAUUCAUCUUGGUGGAUAUGAUGUAACAAGCGAUUUACCGGUAGCGUUCUAUUUCCGUGGAUCAGUGCAUAUCAACUUUACCAGUGGUGAUGGAUCAAUAUUUCCACCGAGACGUUUCUCGUUUAUCAUUGACACAUUCGCAGACCAAACAAACGAUACGCAGGAAGUAUGUGUUGGUGCGGAAAGCAUCCACGAUUUAUCGGUUGAAAAAUCGGUAAUGAUCAAUACAAAUAACUACGGCACAUUGGCUUAUGAAAACUACUUGAAAUGUCAAUUUAGUUUCAUCAAUCCACCACAACACCAUGUGAUCUAUCUGCAAAUGGCAUUUGAGUCAGAAAGAUGCUGUGAUUUAAUGACAGUGAAUGGAAUUGGUCAGGAUUACAUCUUCCAAGGAGAACGCUAUCCGACGAUAUAUUUUGCCAAUAGUCCGAAUGUUUCAUUCGAAUUCUCGAGUGAUGGUGUUCGAAAAGCUGUUGGUUUUAAAGGAUAUGUUUCUACAUUAGUGUGCGCUAAACUCGCUCUUCUGCUCUUCACUCAUAAACUAUCAUGA
Messenger RNA from Anisakis simplex (herring worm), 1221 nucleotides. NCBI's taxonomy places the organism in Eukaryota, Metazoa, Nematoda, Chromadorea, Rhabditida, Anisakidae. The record is from the annotation of a GenBank genome assembly.